AACAAGCAUUUACUAAGCAUGUAGUCGAAUUGGAGACACCGUCCCUCUUGAGGAUCUCCGCCGCCAUGGCACAAUUUUAGGGCUUUGCUGCUACUGUGUGCAGGGCGGCGCAGCGCAGAGCACCAAUCCGACGUGCCUCCGCUCAGAGAGGCGGAGCCUCAAAACUUUCCCUAAACAGCCUCAAGCAGCAGCAAUUCUAGUGCGCCAUCCUACCCUAUACCUUCUGACUUGCGCUUCUUUCGCUUUCAGCUAGACAAGUUAUCCUAGCAUUCUCUGGAGUGGACACAGGUCCACGCCACAGCCAUGGCUAAGCCUUUGACUGAUCAGGAGAAGCGCAAACAGAUUAGUAUCCGUGGUAUCGUGGGCGUUGAGAAUGUGGCGGAGUUGAAGAAGGGCUUUAAUCGGCACUUGCACUUCACUCUGGUCAAGGAUCGGAAUGUGGCCACCCCUAGAGACUACUAUUUCGCCUUAGCCCACACUGUUCGUGACCACCUGGUGGGGCGCUGGAUCCGCACUCAGCAGUACUACUACGAGAAGCACCCCAAGAGAGUUUAUUAUCUGUCCUUGGAAUUUUACAUGGGACGUACUUUGCAGAACACCAUGAUCAAUCUUGGUCUGAAGAAUGCUUGUGAUGAGGCUAUUUACCAGCUUGGAUUAGAUAUAGAGGAGCUAGAAGAAAUUGAAGAAGAUGCUGGACUUGGUAAUGGAGGUCUUGGGAGGCUUGCUGCCUGUUUCUUAGACUCUAUGGCAACACUUGGACUUGCAGCCUAUGGAUAUGGAAUCCGAUAUGAAUAUGGAAUAUUCAAUCAGAAGAUCCGAGAGGGUUGGCAGGUAGAAGAAGCAGAUGAUUGGCUUAGACAUGGUAACCCCUGGGAGAAAGCUCGUCCAGAAUUCAUGGUCCCUGUCCACUUCUAUGGCAGAGUAAUCGAUACCCAGAAGGGAACCAAGUGGGUUGAUACUCAGGUGAUCCUUGCACUACCCUAUGACACACCAGUGCCUGGAUAUAUGAAUAAUACUGUCAAUACCAUGCGACUCUGGUCUGCUCGGGCACCAAAUGACUUUAACCUCCGUGACUUUAAUGUCGGUGACUAUAUUCAGGCAGUUCUAGACCGCAAUCUUGCUGAAAACAUUUCCCGUGUUCUGUAUCCCAAUGAUAACUUUUUUGAAGGAAAGGAGCUGAGAUUAAAGCAGGAGUACUUUAUCGUGGCUGCCACUUUACAAGAUGUCAUCCGACGCUUCAAAGCCUCCAAGUUUGGUACAGUGUUUGAUGCUUUUCCAGAUCAGGUUGCCAUUCAGCUGAAUGAUACACACCCUGCCCUUGCUAUCCCUGAGCUGAUGAGGAUUUUGAUGGACAUUGAAAGACUGCCCUGGUCUAAAGCCUGGAAAAUCACAACAAAGACAUUUGCAUAUACCAACCACACUGUCCUCCCAGAAGCAUUAGAGCGCUGGCCAGUGGAACUUGUAGAGAAACUUCUCCCACGACAUUUACAAAUCAUCUAUGAGAUCAAUCAGAAACACUUAGAUAGAAUUGCAUCACUGUUCCCUAAAGAUGAAGACCGUCUCAGAAGGAUGUCUCUAAUAGAAGAGGAAGGGGGAAAAAGGAUAAAUAUGGCCCAUCUCUGUAUCGUGGGCUCUCAUGCUGUGAAUGGUGUGGCUAAGAUUCACUCUGACAUUGUGAAGACUAAAGUAUUCAAGGACUUCAGUGAGAUAGAACCAGACAAAUUUCAGAAUAAAACCAAUGGGAUAACUCCAAGGCGCUGGCUUUUGCUCUGCAACCCAGGACUUGCAGAGUUAAUAGCAGAGAAAAUUGGGGAAGACUAUGUGAAAGACUUAAGCCAGCUGACCAAGCUGCACAACUUUGUUUCUGAUGAUAUUUUUCUAUGUGAAGUGGCCAAUGUGAAGCAGGAAAACAAACUCAAGUUUUCUCAGUUCCUGGAGAAGGAAUACAAAGUAAAGAUCAAUCCAUCUUCUAUGUUUGAUGUGCAAGUUAAAAGGAUCCAUGAGUAUAAGCGACAACUCAUGAACUGCCUUCACGUCAUUACAAUGUAUAACCGCAUUAAAAAAGACCCUAAGAAGCCAUUUGUGCCCAGAACAGUUAUAAUCGGAGGCAAAGCUGCUCCAGGAUAUCACAUGGCUAAAAUGAUCAUCAAGCUCAUCACAUCUGUGGCUGAUGUGGUGAACAAUGACCCUGUUGUUGGAAGCAAGUUGAAAGUCAUCUUCUUAGAGAACUAUAGAGUAUCUCUGGCUGAAAAAGUUAUUCCAGCCACAGAUUUGUCGGAACAGAUUUCAACUGCUGGCACUGAAGCUUCAGGGACAGGCAAUAUGAAAUUCAUGCUGAAUGGAGCUCUCACCAUUGGCACAAUGGAUGGAGCAAAUGUAGAAAUGGCCGAGGAAGCUGGAGAAGAGAACCUGUUCAUCUUUGGCAUGAGGGUAGAUGAUGUUGCUGCUUUGGACAGCAAAGGGUAUGAUGCUAAGGAAUAUUAUGAAAAGCUUCCAGAACUGAAAAUGGCCAUUGAUCAGAUUGAUAAUGGCUUCUUCUCUCCAAAGCAGCCAGACCUUUUCAAAGACAUCAUCAACAUGCUAUUCUAUCAUGAUAGGUUUAAAGUCUUUGCAGAUUAUGAAUCCUAUGUCAAGUGUCAAGAAAAAGUCAGUCAACUAUACAUGAAUUCAAAAGAGUGGACUAGAAUGGUAGUGAAAAACAUAGCUGCCUCAGGAAAAUUCUCAAGUGACCGAACAAUUAAGGAAUAUGCUAAGGACAUCUGGAGUAUGGAACCUUCAGACCUGAAGAUUCCUCUACCUAAUGAACCUAGAGAGAUGUUGAAUAAAGAAAAUGGUAAAUGAAUCAAUGAGAUGGAAUUCUGAACAAUCUGGGAUGGGGAGGAGGGGAGAAGUAGCCAAAUAUUUUAUUGUACCUAAGUAUAUUUUGCAAUAUUCCUUUCUUUAAAAAUAAAACUGUAGUAAGUAGUUCUAAUUAUGUUUUGGAAGAAAAAUGUCUAUCUAUUGGGAUUGAAUAAAGAGCUAAGUUCAAAGAACUUAAGUUUAAGAGAAUUUAAAUACUACUAAGCUAGCCAAUUAUUUUAUAAGAUUAAGUGGUGAUCUACUGCCAUUACCAAAGCUGAUCAGACAGAAAAAUACUCAGAUUUUUAAUGUAAUACAAAUGUGUCAAAUUAAUGAAAAUAUAAUCAUUUUCUUAAAUUGGAAACUCUUUAACAUUAUCUCUGGAUACAAACCAGGAGGUACUUUAUAUAAAAAGCUAUUCAGAAUUCUUGAUAUAACCAUCUAACAUUAUCAAACAAUUAAUCAAUAGACAUUUAUUAAACACCUGCUAUGUGCCUGGCACUGUAGUAAGUGCUGGGUUUAUGAAAAGAGGCAAAAGACAGUCUUUGCUCUAAAGGAAUUUACAACCUGAUGGGCAAGACAGCUUGCAAACAAAUAUAUGCAAAGUAAAGUAUAUAUGUAAGCAUGACAUUAAAGAGUGAUGGGUGGUGAAAGUGAUCCCAGGCUGAGGCCUGGCUGAGCAUAAUUGGUGGCAUGAUAAGGGGGGCUUAGGAUGAAUGUACCUUAAAGAUCAUCUGCUAUAUUGUUUUCUUCUUUUCCAUCUUGGCCAAUCUGGUAGGUGUGAGGUAGAACUUCAAAGAUGCUUUGGUAUGCAUCUCUCUUAGUAAUUUGGAGCAUUUUUUUCAUGUGAUUGUUGAUAGCUUGGAUUUUUUUUUUCUUGAAAACUGUCUUACACAAUUUAUCUACUUAAGAAUGACCCUUAGUCUUAUAAAUUUAUGUCAGAUCCGUAUAUAUCUUUGAGACCUUUAUCAGAGAAACUUAUUAAAAUUAUCUGUUACCUACUUUACUUCUGAUUUUGACAUUAAAUUUACUUCUGCAAAAACUUUUAGUUUUAUAUAAUCAAAAUUGUCCAUUUUAUCCUGUGGGAUUCUGCUACUUUUUUGGUCACCCAAUCUUUCCCCUAUCCAUAGAUCUGAAAGUAAUUUCUUCUUUAGUCCUCUAAUUUAUUUUAUGAGUUGACCUUCUGUACCUAGGUCAUGUAUACAUUUGGAGCUUAUCUUGGUGUAUGGCAAGAAAAGCUGCCCAGUUUUCCCAGUAGAUUUUGUCCAAUAAUGAGUCUUUUCCCUAGUAACUGGGCUCUUGGGAUUCAUGUAAACAUUAUGCUGCCAGGUUUGUUUGCGUCUGUACACUGUGUACCUAAUCUGUUCCAAUGAUUGACCUUUCUUUUUUUAAACCAGUACAAAAUCAUUUAAUGAUUACUGUUUUAUAAUACAGUUUAAGAUCAGGUACUGAUAAGACUUAUUUCCCACUCUUUUUCAUUUUUACUCUUGAAAUUCAUGAACUUUUCCUCCUCCAUAUGAAUUAUUUUUUUCUGCCCCUUUAAAAUAUUCUUUUGGGAGUUUAAUUGGCACAGGACUGAAUAAAUUAGAUUAUCUAGUAUUAUCAUCUUUAUUACAUUGGCAUGACCUACUCUUGAGUAAUUAAAGCUUCUCUAGGUCUGUCUUUAUUUCUGCAAAAGGUGUUUUACAGUGAGAUUUAUAUAAUUCUGGGGUGUAUCUUGAAAGAUACACUCCUCAGGAUUUCAUUGUUUCUGCAAUUAUUUUGUGUGGAAUUCUCUUUAAAGCUCUUCCUGCUGAGUUUUAUAGAUUAAAUAUAUAGAAAUAAAGAGUAUUUAUGUGGAUUUGUCUUA
Messenger RNA from Phascolarctos cinereus (koala), 4687 nucleotides. It is a transcript of the gene PYGL, whose product is annotated as glycogen phosphorylase L. Gene Ontology annotation, molecular function: pyridoxal phosphate binding; glycogen phosphorylase activity. NCBI's taxonomy places the organism in Eukaryota, Metazoa, Chordata, Mammalia, Diprotodontia, Phascolarctidae. Gene Ontology annotation, biological process: glycogen catabolic process. Gene Ontology annotation, cellular component: cytoplasm. The record is from RefSeq and is a predicted model, not a curated record.